AUGAAUCCUAAUGAUCCUGAUGACCAAACUCAAAAUAGCUCUGAAUCGGAACCAGAAACUCAGGAUGAAAUUUCUUCUAAUGAUUCUGAUGAUGAUGAAAGGUCUGCUUCUGAUAGUAAAGAGAUCUUGACCUCCAAUUAUUCAGAAACAUCCGGUUCCAAUGACCCAUCUUACUCAACUGCUUCCAAUACUGAUUCCGAAUUAUCCAAGAUAGAUUCUUCUUUUGCACAUGAAAAGUAUCAAAGAAACCUUGUCAAAAAUCUCUUGUUAGCUGGCCACCGAGGUCCCCAGAUUUUGAAGAUUCUUAAGGAAGAACAUGGAAUAAAAAUUUCUCCUUGCAAUCUAAGUCAAAAGCAAAAACAAUGGGGACUACGAGUGUGUGAUCUUCAACAACGACAACCUCCAGCCCUACUAACCCCAAAAGUCCAAGCAAUCAUUUCUUCACACUCCAAAGGAAUGAAUCUGGAAGAGAUUCGAGCUCGACUGGCUAACGAAACAGGCGUUGAUGUAGUUCUUUGUACAAUCAAGCGCUACCUAAGCCAGCUCAACUUGAAAAUACUUCGAAACGAUGUUGCAGAUGGUACAGUAGCCAUGGAACAAGUAUUUGCAGCUGUACAUGAUGCUUGA
Molecule: messenger RNA, 627 nt
Organism: Puccinia triticina
Lineage: Eukaryota; Fungi; Basidiomycota; Pucciniomycetes; Pucciniales; Pucciniaceae
Exons: 1
Coding region: 1-627 (208 amino acids)
Source: RefSeq, a predicted model, not a curated record